Messenger RNA from Jatropha curcas, 3010 nucleotides. It is a transcript of the gene PIP5K2, whose product is annotated as phosphatidylinositol-4-phosphate 5-kinase 2. Lineage: Eukaryota; Viridiplantae; Streptophyta; Magnoliopsida; Malpighiales; Euphorbiaceae. The record is from RefSeq and is a predicted model, not a curated record. Gene Ontology annotation, molecular function: ATP binding; 1-phosphatidylinositol-4-phosphate 5-kinase activity. Gene Ontology annotation, cellular component: plasma membrane. Gene Ontology annotation, biological process: phosphatidylinositol phosphate biosynthetic process.
AGAGAGAGAGAGAGAGAGAGAGAUUGGGUGGGUGGUAGAAACGGAACCAGAGGCCAGAAGGAGGAGGGUAUUUUAUGAGCCAAAAAUGCGUGAGGGACUUCUUAUUGAUGAACCAAGCCACGUCGUUUCAAGUGCUAAGAAGAAGAAAUCAGGAGAGGAAGAUAAGGUAGAUAAGGUUCCUGUUCUAGUGGCAGACAAAGAUAACUCGAGACCGGUUCCACUUGUGGUUUCGGUUCCGCCGCAACCUAUUGUUGUUAAUCGUGCCCGAUCCCAGUCCGCCACUCGUAGAGUCACGCCCACUAAUACAACCGCUACUGCUGCAGGAGUUGAUACUAGCAGCGCCGGGGGUUCCACUAUUGUGGAGAAGCUUCUGCCCAACGGCGAUCUCUACAUCGGGUCAUUUUCGGGAAACGCGCCGCACGGAUCGGGGAAGUACCUCUGGACUGACGGCUGCAUGUAUGAAGGAGAGUGGCGCAGGGGAAAAGCAUCGGGAAAAGGGAAGUUCUCUUGGCCUUCAGGUGCUACCUUUGAGGGUGAAUUUAAGUCCGGUCGGAUGGAAGGGUUUGGUACAUUUAUCGGAUCCGAUGGUGACACCUAUCGAGGCUCCUGGAACGCCGAUCGCAAACACGGGUAUGGUCAAAAACGGUACGCGAACGGAGAUUUCUACGAAGGAACGUGGAAGAAGAAUCUCCAAGAUGGGAAAGGAAGAUAUGUUUGGAAAAAUGGGAAUGUCUAUGAUGGUGAAUGGAAAAAUGGCGUCAUCUCAGGGAGAGGGGUUUUGAUGUGGGCAAAUGGGAAUCGCUACGAUGGACAAUGGGAAAAUGGAGUACCAAAGGGAAAUGGCAUUUUUACUUGGCCAGAUGGGAGUUGUUACGUCGGCACCUGGAACAGUAAUAAAGAUAUAAUGGCUCAAGAAUUGAACGGGACUUUUUAUCCUGGAAAUGGUAAGGAGCAGUGCAUGAAAGGGAGCGAAGCUGAUUUGGUCUUGCCUGCUGCGGCGGGGACGAGAAAGAGGUCGUCGGUGGAUGGGGCUAGAGGGAGUAACAUGAAUUUUCCGAGGAUAUGUAUAUGGGAGAGUGAUGGUGAGGCUGGAGAUAUUACUUGUGAUAUUAUUGAUAAUGUAGAGGCUUCUCUGAUUUACAGGGAGGGGUUGGAUCGGGAUGGGUUUAGGCAGUUUAGGAGAGGGCCAUGUUGUUUUAAUGGCGGAGAGGUGAAAAAGCCUGGAGAGACAAUUUCUAAAGGGCAUAAGAAUUACGAUUUGAUGCUUAAUCUGCAAUUGGGCAUCCGAUAUUCUGUCGGAAAGCACGCCCAGAUUGUGAGGGACCUGAAGCCAACUGAUUUUGAUCCUAAGGAGAAGUUUUGGACGAGGUUUCCACCCGAAGGAUCAAAGAUAACUCCUCCACAUCAAUCAGUAGAGUUUCGUUGGAAGGAUUAUUGUCCGAUGGUUUUUAGACAUUUGAGGGAGCUGUUCCAAGUGGAUACUGCUGAUUACAUGUUAGCUAUUUGUGGAAAUGAUGCCCUUAGAGAACUGUCUUCUCCUGGGAAGAGUGGAAGUUUCUUUUACCUUACUCAGGAUGACAGAUUUAUGAUCAAGACAGUGAAGAAAUCAGAAGUCAAGGUGCUUAUUAGGAUGCUUCCCAGUUAUUACCAACAUGUCUGCCGGUAUGAGAAUUCACUAGUGACAAAAUUCUUUGGUGUACAUUGUGUUAAGCCAAUUGGAGGGCAGAAGACCCGUUUCAUUGUGAUGGGCAAUUUGUUCUGCUCUGAGUAUAGAAUACAUAGGAGAUUUGACCUUAAGGGGUCCUCCCAUGGUCGCACAACAGAUAAGCCUGAGGGUGAGAUUGAUGAAACCACAACUCUUAAGGACCUAGAUCUUAAUUUUGUGUUUCGUCUCCAACGGAAUUGGUACCAGGAGCUUAUCAAGCAAAUUAAUCGGGAUUGUGAAUUUUUAGAAGCCGAGAGAAUUAUGGAUUACAGUCUUUUGGUUGGCCUUCACUUCCGAGAUGAUAACACUUAUGACAAAAUGGGUUUGUCACCGUUUGUUUUGCGCUCUGGAAGUAAGGAUUCCUAUCAAAAUGAGAAGUUCAUGCGUGGCUGCCGCUUUCUCGAGGCAGAGCUACAAGACAGAGAUCGGAUCUUAUCUGGCCGGAAACCUCUGAUAAGGCUGGGAGCAAACAUGCCAGCAAGAGCAGAACGAAUGGCAAGAAGGAGUGAUUUUGAUCAGUACACCCCUGGUGGGAUUAGCCAUUUAACCCCCUCAAGAAAUGGUGAGAUCUAUGAGGUGGUCCUUUAUUUUGGGAUCAUUGAUAUCUUGCAAGACUACGAUAUUAGCAAGAAGUUAGAGCAUGCCUAUAAAUCCUUACAAGCCGAUCCUACGUCCAUCUCAGCAGUGGAUCCAAAACACUACUCAAAGAGAUUCAGAGAUUUCAUUGGUAGAAUAUUUAUAGAAGACAGGUAGCAAUGAGAAAAAAACCACGAGUAAAAACUGGUCUGGUACAAGAAACUGAUUUUGCUUGAAUCUGAAUGCACUGCACCACCCUUCAGGGGCAGAAAGUGAUCAGAGCAAAUAAUUUGAGAGAUAUGGACCAAGCCACACUGCAGAUGCUGCGGUAGGAGAGCUCGGCAUCAGGUUUUUCGGCUGAAUUUUGAAGAUCAGCCAUAUGAAUGAAGGGGAAAGCACUUGUACAUUGGAGGAUGAAUGGAAGAGGGAAACGGGGAUUGUGAUUUCCUUCUUUAUUAUUAUUUUUUUAUAUUUUCUUAAUUAUAUUUUUGGAAAUAUAUAUAUUUUUUUUCUUGUGGUAACCAAGGGGGUUGUUAAUUGUGAAGAUUUGAAAGAUAGGUAUAGGGAACGGGGAAAAUGUUUCCCAGAGAGAAGAUUCAAAAAUGGGGGGCAGAAGGAGAAGACUUGGAAUAAGAAAAGUGUACAGCGUAAUAGAAAAGAGAUGGAUAGUUUAUGGAAUUUCGUGAAUAUAUUUUUGUGAAACUUUCAAAAAAAAAAAAAAAGAAAAAA